This is a messenger RNA of Dracunculus medinensis (Guinea worm), 981 nucleotides long. NCBI's taxonomy places the organism in Eukaryota, Metazoa, Nematoda, Chromadorea, Rhabditida, Dracunculidae. The record is from the annotation of a GenBank genome assembly.
AUGAAAAUAAAGUUCAAAAGAUUGGAUCACAAAGAUGAUCUAAACUUAUUUCGAGGCAGAAUAUUGUUGGAUGUGCCGUGUAGAGUUUGUCAAGACCAUUCAUCAGGAAAACAUUACGGUGUUUUUAGCUGCGAUGGAUGCGCUGGCUUUUUUAAGCGGUCGAUUAGACGAAAUCGUCAAUAUGUAUGUAAGAAUCGAGGAGGUGGAGAAGAAGGAAAAUGCCUUGUUGAUAAAACGCAUAGAAAUCAAUGUCGAGCAUGUCGUUUAGCAAAAUGUCUGGAAAUUGGCAUGAAUCGAGAAGCCGUUCAACAUGAGCGAGGACCGAGAAACACAGCCAUGAGGAGGCACAUUGCUAUUUAUGCGUCAUCAUCUAAUAAUGAACAAUCACUAAAAAUUGGAGCAGAUUCAGAUUCAUUAGUUACUUAUCAAAUUUCCGAAGUGACCAACAGAGCAAAAGAUUUAGCUGCACGAUUAUUUUUUCAUAUCCUUCAUUGGUCGAAGUCGAUAAUACCUUUCGCAUGCUUAUCUCCUCACACUCAGGUAGCUGCUCUUAAAUCAUCAUGGAGCGUUUUAUUUAUACUGUCAGCAGUGGAAAACCGUUUUGUACAAAGUGCAUCAUUAGUUGCUGAAAAGUUUAAUGACACGCAUCUCAAAUUAAAAUUUAUUUCUGUGGUUUCGCAACUUGAACAGCUUAAACUUGAUUCAGCUGAAUUCAAUCAUUUGAGACUUCUUAGUCUGAUGAAAGGGAAGCACUCUCAGCUCGAGCAAUUAUCUGCAUUUAACUUAGCGCAACAUCAGCAAAUUGCAUACCCAAGUCAACCUUUAAGAUAUAUAUCAUGUAUGUUAUUAUUGGAUUCAAUACCACAGUUAGAAACGCUAAUUUCCGAUUUAUAUUUCAAGCAAUCAAUUGGUAAUACAUCAAUGUCUGCCUUGAUUUCUGAUAUACUUUUACCUAAAUCUUUAAAAUCUACAAAAAUUUAG